CACUCGGCCCUCGCCGCCCUGACCACCUUCCCGCUCUGCAGGUGCCCCACACCUUCCGCGUCGCGCUGUCCACGCCGCCCCGUCUGCCUGACGCCGGGUGCUUCGGCCCGCCUGAGCCUGCUGUGCGCCCUGAGGCGCGCGGCCGGCACCAUCCGGGUGGAGCUGGCGUUGGAGGCGGCCGCGGAGGCGCUCUCCCCGCCUCAGUGGACACUGUCGCCCGCCCUGCCUCCGGAAGGGGCAGGGUCGCCCAGGCGGGCCCGCCGGGGCGCCGGCGGCGGCGGCGGCGGCGGCAGCACGAGCCCGCAGUUCCCGCUACCCAGCUACCAGGUAUCAGUGCCCGAGAACGAGCCCCCGGGCACCGCCGUCAUCGAGCUGAGGGCGCUGGACCCAGACGAGGGCGAGGCCGGGCGCCUCCGUUACCAGAUGGAGGCCUUGUUCGACGAGCGGUCCAAUGGGUACUUCCUCAUCGACCCUGCCACGGGCGCGGUGACCACGGCCCGCGAGCUGGACCGGGAGACCAAGGACACGCACGUGCUCAAGGUGAGCGCCGUGGACCACGGGUCGCCGCGGCGCUCGGCGGCCACCUACCUCACCGUCACAGUGGGCGACACCAACGACCACAGCCCCGUGUUCGAGCAGUCGGAGUACCGCGAGCGCGUGCGCGAGAACCUGGAGGUGGGCUACGAGGUGCUGACCAUCCGCGCCACCGACGGGGACGCGCCCUCCAACGCCGACAUGCGCUACCGCCUGCUGGAGGGUGCGGGCGGCGUCUUCGAGAUCGACGCGCGCUCGGGCGUGGUGCGCACGCGCGCCGCGGUGGACCGCGAGGAGGCGGGCGCGCACCGGCUGCUGGUGGAGGCCAGCGACCAGGGCCGCAACCCGGGCCCGCUCAGCGCCACGGUCACGGUGCACAUCGCGGUGGAGGACGAGAACGACAACUACCCCCAGUUCAGCGAGAAGCGCUACGUGGUGCGGGUGUCCGAGGACGUGGCGGUCAACACGCCCGUGCUGCGCGUGCACGCCACGGACCGGGACCAGGGCCAGAACGCGGCCAUCCACUACAGCAUCGUCAGCGGGAACCUCAAGGGGCAGUUCCACCUGCACUCGCUCAGCGGGAGCCUGGACGUGAUCAACCCGCUGGACUUCGAGGCCGUGCGCGAGUACACGCUGCGCGUCAAGGCGCAGGACGGCGGCCGGCCGCCGCUCAUCAACGCCUCGGGGCUGGUCUCGGUGCAGGUGCUGGACGUGAACGACAACGCCCCGAUCUUCGUGAGCAGCCCCUUCCAGGCGGCCGUGCUGGAGAACGUGCCGCUCGGCCACUCGGUGCUGCACAUCCAGGCGGUGGACGCCGACGCGGGCGAGAACGCGCGGCUGCGCUACCGCCUGCUGGACCGCGAGGAGGCCGAGCACUACAGCUUCGGCGUGGAGGCGGUGGACCACGGCGCGCCGGCCCUGAGCGCCUCGGCCAGCGUGUCCAUCACGGUGCUGGACGUGAACGACAACGACCCCGCGUUCACGCAGCCGGCGUACGAGCUGCGCCUCAACGAGGACGCGGCGGUGGGCAGCAGCGUGCUGACGCUGCGCGCGCGCGACCGCGACGCCAACAGCGUCAUCACGUACCAGCUGACGGGCGGCAACACCCGGAACCGCUUCGCGCUCAGCAGCCAGAGCGGCGGCGGCCUCCUGACCCUGGCGCUGCCGCUGGACUACAAGCAGGAGCGGCAGUACGUGCUGGCCGUGACGGCGUCCGACGGCGCGCGCGCGCGCACCGCGCAGGUCUUCAUCAACGUCACCGACGCCAACACGCACCGGCCGGUCUUCCAGAGCUCGCACUACUCGGCCAGCGUGGCCGAGGACCGGCCGGUGGGCACGUCCGUGGUCACCAUCGCCGCCACCGACGAGGACACGGGCGAGAACGCCCGCAUCACCUACCUGCUGGGGGACCCCGUGCCGCAGUUCCGCCUGGACGCCGACUCGGGCACCCUCUACACCGCGGCCGAGCUGGACUACGAGGACCAGGCGGCCUACACGCUGGCCAUCACGGCGCGCGACAACGGCGUCCCCCAGAAGUCGGACACCACGUCCCUGGAGAUCCUCGUGCUGGACGCCAACGACAACGCGCCCCGCUUCCUGCGGGACCGCUACCAGGCCGCCGUGCCCGAGGGCGCGCCCCCGGCCACCAGCGUGCUGCAGGUCUCGGCGAGCGACCGCGACGCGGGCCCCAACGGCCGCCUGCUGUACACCUUCCGGGGCGGGGACGACGGGGACGGGGACUUCUACAUCGAGCCCACGUCCGGCGUGAUCCGCACCCGGCGCCGCCUGGACCGGGAGCACGUGGCCGCCUACACGCUCCGCGCCCUGGCCGUGGACCGGGGCAGCCCGGCGCCCCUGAGCGCCUCGGUGGAGGUCCAGGUGGCCGUCCUGGACAUCAACGACAACGCCCCGGUGUUCGAGAGGGACGAGCUGGAGCUGUGGGUGCAGGAGAACAGCCCGGUGGGCUCGGUGGUGGCCCGGAUUCGCGCCGAGGACCCGGACGAGGGCCCCAACGCGCAGGUCAUGUACCAGAUCGUGGAGGGCAACGUGCCCGAGGCCUUCCAGCUGGACCUGCUGAGCGGGGAGCUGCGGGCGCUGGCGGAGCUGGACUUCGAGGCCCGGCGCGAGUACGUGCUGGUGGUGCAGGCCACGUCCGCGCCGCUGGUCAGCCGGGCCACCGUGCGCGUGCGCCUGCUGGACCAGAACGACAACGCGCCGCAGCUGCCCGACUUCCAGAUCCUCUUCAACCACUACGCCGCCGGCGGCCCCGGCAGCUUCCCCGCGGGCGUCAUCGGCCGCGUGCCGGCCCACGACCCCGACCUCUCCGACAGCCUCAGCUACGCCUUCCUGCGGGGCAACGAGCUGCAGCUGCUGCUGCUGGACCCCGCCUCGGGCGAGCUGCAGCUCAGCCGGGACCUGGACAGCAACCGGCCGCUGGAGGCGCUCAUGGAGGUGGCCGUGUCCGACGGCCUGCACCGCGUGGCAGCCCUGUGCACGCUGCGGGUCGCCGUCAUCACGGACGACAUGCUGAGCAGCAGCAUCACCGUGCGGCUGGAGAACGUGUCGCAGGCGCAGUUCCUGUCCCCGCUGCUGUCGCUGUUCGUGGAGGGCGUGGCCGCGGUGCUGUCCACCGCCAGGGAGGACGUCUUCGUCUUCGACGUGCAGCACGACACCGGCGUGGGCGCCCCCAUCCUCAACGUGACCUUCUCGGCGCUGCUGCCCGGCGGCGCCCGCGGCCGCUUCUUCCCCUCGGAGGAGCUGCGGGAGCAGAUCUACCUGAACCGGACGCUGCUGGCCGCCGUGUCCACGCAGCACGUGCUGCCCUUCGACGACAACGUGUGCCUGCGGGAGCCGUGCGAGAACUACAUGAAGUGCGUGUCGGUGCUCAGGUUCGACAGCUCGGCGCCCUUCGUCAGCGCCGCGGCCACGCUCUUCCGGCCCAUCCGGCCCGUGCACGGGCUCCCCCCGCCAGCGGCCCCACUACCCCACCUGUGUGUCCCCCAAGAACCAACACCCCAGAUGUCCCUGUCGGCCCAGGGGGUCAGCUGGUCCUGGAGUCCCCCGGUGACCUCGCUGGGCGGGCCCAACAUCGGCCGCCUGGGCCUGCCCCACGGCCCGUCCGGGGAGAAGGUGGCCGUGGUGACCGUGGACGACUGCGACACGGCCGUGGCCGUGCGCUUCGGCGGCCUCGUGGGCAACUACACCUGCGCGGCCCAGGGCACCCAGAGCGCCAUGCCCCACCCCCAGCGCUUCAGCGGGCAGAGCGUCGUGUCCUGGAGCGCCCUGGACAUCACGGUGUCCGUGCCCUGGUACCUGGGCCUCAUGUUCCGCACCCGGGAGGAGGACGGCGUCCUGCUGGAGGCCGCGGCCGGCGAGGCCUCCCGGCUCUUCCUCGCCGUCGACGUCUUCGACAAGCUCAACUUCACGGGAGCCGGGGUCCCGCGGUUCCAGGACGCGCGGGGGGACGUCCCCCGGGGGCUGCAGUCCUCGGUCCUCUUCUCUGCCGACUUCUUCAGGCCCCCGGAGAGGAAAGACGGCCCCACGGCGAGGCCGGCCGGCAGGAGGGCCGUCCCGCAGACGGCGCUCCCCGGGCCCGGCGCGCAGGGCGGGCCCCCGCCACAGAGGCACAAGCGGCACCCUGAGGAGCCCGGCCAGUUUGCUGUCGCCCUGGUGGUCAUCUACCGGACCUUGGGGCAGCUCCUGCCCGAGCACUACGACCCCGACCACCGCCGCCUGCGGCUGCCCGCCCGGCCCGUCAUCAACACGCCGGUGGUGAGCGCCGUUGUGCACAGCGAGGGGGCCCCGCUGACCGGCCCCCCGGAGCGGCCGGUGCAGGUGGAGUUCACCCUGCUGGAGACGGAGGAGCGCAGCAAGCCGGUCUGCGUCUUCUGGAACCACUCCAUCGGCGCCAGUGGGACCGGAGCGUGGUCGGCCCGAGGCUGCGAGCUGCUGUCCCGCAACCGAACCCACGUCGCCUGCCGGUGCGGCCGGGCCGCCAGCGUGGCCGUGCUCAUGGACAUCUCCCGCCGCGAGCACGGGGAGGUCCUGCCCCUGAGGAUCGUCACCCACGCCGCGGUGGGCCUAGCGCUGGCCGCGCUGCUGCUGGCCUUCGCGCUCCCGGCGCUGGUGCGCGCGCUGCGCUCCAACCUGCGCAGUAUCCGCCGCAACCUCGUGGCGGCGCUGUUCUGCUCCCAGCUGGUCUUCGUCGCCGGGAUCGCGCAGACCGACAGCCCGUUCCUGUGCACGGUGGUGGCCAUCCUGCUGCACUACGUCCACUUGAGCGCCUUCGCCUGGACCUUCGUAGAGAGCCUGCACGUGCACCGCGUGCUGACCGAGGCCCGCAACGUGGACCGGGGCCCCAUGAGGUUCUACCACGUCGUGGGCUGGGGCAUCCCGGCCAUAGUUACCGGACUGGCGGUGGGCCUGGACCCCCAAGGCUACGGGAACCCCGACUUCUGCUGGCUCUCCCUCCAAGACACCCUCAUCUGGAGCUUCGUGGGCCCCGUUGGCAUGGUCCUGGUGGUCAACACGGUCAUUUUUGUCCUGUCCACAAAGGUCUCCUGCCAAAGGAAGCACCAUCACUAUGAAAGAAAGGGAGUCGUAAUGGCCACACCCCGGGGCAAAGCCAGACCCGAGGCCAGCUGGGGCCCAGAGGCACCUGGACGCCGCGACUCGGACUCGGACAGCGAGCUGUCCCCGGACGAGCACAGCAGCUCCUGCGCCUCCUCCCACUCCUCGGGCAGCGAGGACGAGGGCAAGUGGGGCCCCGCCCGGGGCCCCGCCCACAGCACCCCCAAAGCGGCCACGGCGGCCUCUCACAUCCCUGCCGGCUGGCCGGACGAGAGCCUGGCCGGGAGCGACAGCCAGGAGCCUGCAGGGCGGCCGAGGCUGGCGCGGCCCGGCCCUGGGGCAGGCUUUGGAGCCGUGGGGUGGGGACCGCACAGGAACGACGCCGACGUGCGCCCCGGCACUGAGGUGGGCUCGGGGCAGCGCUGGAGGCGGGGCCAGGAUUAG
This is a messenger RNA of Condylura cristata (star-nosed mole), 5547 nucleotides long. RefSeq names its product cadherin, EGF LAG seven-pass G-type receptor 1 (gene CELSR1). Gene Ontology annotation, cellular component: plasma membrane. Gene Ontology annotation, biological process: homophilic cell-cell adhesion; G protein-coupled receptor signaling pathway; cell surface receptor signaling pathway. The record is from RefSeq and is a predicted model, not a curated record. The annotation marks the transcript as partial. The transcript has 19 exons. Gene Ontology annotation, molecular function: calcium ion binding; G protein-coupled receptor activity. NCBI's taxonomy places the organism in Eukaryota, Metazoa, Chordata, Mammalia, Eulipotyphla, Talpidae.